This is a messenger RNA of Phycomyces blakesleeanus NRRL 1555(-), 783 nucleotides long. RefSeq lists its product as hypothetical. Bases 1 to 783 code for a protein of 260 amino acids. The record is from RefSeq and is a predicted model, not a curated record. The transcript is spliced from 2 exons. NCBI's taxonomy places the organism in Eukaryota, Fungi, Mucoromycota, Mucoromycetes, Mucorales, Phycomycetaceae.
AUGUCUCUGGAAAUGAGAAGUCAACAAGAAAAUACUCUUUUUAUCUAUACAUCUGAUAAAAAUCUAAAAUCUGUUGAUAUGCUGGGCUCAAUUGUCAAUGAUUUUGUUAAGCUAGAGGUUGAAAUCAAAGUUUUUUCAUAUGAUCACAAUGAAUACAUUUUUUUUGUUGCUCCUUUCCUCCUUCUUAUGGCCAAUAAUUCUAGACAUUUACAACUAGCUAUGCAUAAAAGCACAAACUCAAAGUAUUCAUAUAAUUGUCUAGUAGAAGUUUUCCACAGAGUUCCCCUUAGUUUUAUUAAAUAUUUAAUAGAUUACUUUAUAAAAGAAGUUCUCACUGUAGCAGAAAGGAAUAUACUUGAUAAUAUUAUUAUGUCUGGUAGAAAUCUGGAUGCAUAUUCCAGAAAGUUUCAAAAUAAUCUUCAGCAUUACAGGUCAUUUGUUGGCAGAGCUUACAAACAGCUUAUCCAAGCUCUACCAACAAUUAUCAGCAAACUAUUUUUUCAAUUGACUAUAUGUAUAAACAUAUUCUUUCAAUGUUUUAUUCACUUUGAACAACUAUGCUCACUUAUAUAUCUUUGCAGUAUUGAAUUGAACUACAAGCAAUAUAUAUACAUCUUCAGAGAUGCAUUAUCAAAAUUCACAGAUAUUUUAUAUAUACUGAAUAAACACUUGUGUCAAACUGAUGCAAAGUCCCGAUGUUCUCUCUCAGACCAAAGAUUCACCUCCUACAUUAUUUGCUUGACAAUGUUCAAUGAUUUGGAUGUCCACUUCAAUAUGAAAUAG